Saxophila tyrrhenica is the source of this 2463-nucleotide messenger RNA. It is a transcript of the gene RIM20, whose product is annotated as pH-response regulator protein palA/rim20. Bases 1 to 2463 code for a protein of 820 amino acids. The transcript has 9 exons. Lineage: Eukaryota; Fungi; Ascomycota; Dothideomycetes; Mycosphaerellales; Extremaceae. The record is from RefSeq and is a predicted model, not a curated record. Gene Ontology annotation, cellular component: endosome. Gene Ontology annotation, molecular function: protein binding. Gene Ontology annotation, biological process: multivesicular body sorting pathway.
AUGCAGACCGGCAACAUUCUCGCCAUCCCAUUCCACAAGACCACGAAUAUCUCCCUCCACUCGGCCAUCAGUUCCUACAUCUCCAGCAAAUACGACCAACAUCCGUCUACCUUUGCGCGAGACCUGGAAAUCGUAGACCAGCUAAGGAAGGAUGCUGUCAACUCGCUGGAGCCGCACAGCUCGGGGCUCUCGAAGCUGCAGAAGUAUGCCGCCCAAUUGAUAUGGAUGGGUGGCAAGUUUCCAGUCGACAUAGGCGCCGACUUCACCUGGACUUCUUCCCUUUCGAAUGCCGCCUACCAUCAGCAAGGCCAUGCGAAGACGGACAAUAACCUCCGCUUCGAGCUGGCCAACGUCCUCUUCAACCUGGCAGCCAUGUACUCCCAACUUGCCCUCUCCUCCAACCGUGCCACUUCGGAUGGUCUGAAGAAUGCUGCCAACAACUUCUGCUCUGCUGCAGGCGUCGUCAGUCAUCUCAAGAACAACAUCCUGCCUGAGCUACGCGGGAGUCCGCCCGAAGACAUGGAUGACCUGACGCUGGAAUCCUUGGAGCAACUAAUGUUGGCGCAAGGGCAAGAAUGCUAUUGGCAGCGCGGGGUGAAGGACGGCUUGAAAGAUGCCUCCAUCUCGAAGCUGGCUGCAAAAGUAUCAGAUCUGUACUCAGACGCUGGCGACUGGGCGCUGAAGAGCGAAUUCAUCAGCAGCGAGUGGAUCCAUCAUAUGAAUGCGAAGCAUCACCAUUUUGCUGCCGCCGCACAAUACAGAGCCGCAUGCGACUGUCUCGAGAAGAGAAAAUAUGGUGAAGAAGUGGCAAGAUUGCGAGAUAGCUUGCAGUGUACCAAUGAAGCCCUCAAGGAAGGGAGAUAUGUGAACAAGGCCGUUUCCGGAGACCUGCAAGGGCUGAAGAACAGAGUGACCGAAGACUUGAAGAGAGCAGAAAAGGAUAACGAUACCAUCUAUCUCAUAGCAGAACCCACCAAGGCCGAACUCCGGCCACUGGACCGCGCAAGCAUGGUCAAGGCGUCGGUACCGAAAGAGGUUGCACGCUCGCAAGAACUACUUUUCGAGCACGGCAGUCAGCUAGGCAAGCCGCUCUUUGAGAAGCUGGUGCCGUACAGCGUCCAUGUGGCGGCAUCCAUAUACGCCGACCGCCGAGAUCGAUUGGUCAAUGACAGCAUAAUUGCUGAGCUGGAGGCGAUGACUCAGCGGAUACACGAGACGUUGUCCAGCAUGAACCUGCCCGGUAGCUUGCAAGCGCUCGAAAAGCCGAUGGGUCUCCCACCCAAUUUGAUCAGCCAUGCGGAGGAAGUGAGGCAAGCCAACGGUGUUCAGAGAUUGCGCAGCACCAUCGCCGACACAGAGAAGCUCAAAGCCAACAACCGGAGUCUGUAUCAAGAAGGCGUUGACCUUUUGCGGACUGAAAGCUCAGAGGAUGAAGCAUCAAGGAGAAAGUAUGGAACUGCACGCUGGACACGGUCAACUGGGCAAGAGGCGCUGCCAAAACUCUACAAUCAGGUCAGCGACAUCGAAGGCUAUCUGAAGCAGGCGGAGAACUCCGACAAGAUUGUUGAGAACCGUCUUCGGGAGAAUGAGAGACUCAUACGGCUGCUGAAUGGGACCAACCGGGACUUGGAAGAUUAUGUGCCAUCCUCGCGACGAGCGACAAUGACUGCGAAGGUCGAACGCGAAGCCAAUGGACUCAGAGCGAAUCUGAACGAAGUCAACCGGCUCGAAUCGAAGCGGCGAAGAAAGGUCGAAGAUCUACGGCUGAAGGCGAAGGAAGACGAUGUCCACCCGGCAUUGCUGAAGGAGGCGGCUCGGUUGGAGAGAGAAUACCCAAUGCAACCUAUCGCCGCUUCCCAGUUCGACACUCUUCUGGAACAACGUCUUCAGCAGUACGAUGUUCACCGCGAGGAUCUGAAGCGGGAGGAAGCUGAGCAAGACCGUCUCAUGGCACGUAUAUCGGACACCAACACGAGCUUUCAGCUGGCGAACAAGGGCGACAGCAGUUCUAAAGAGCGGACUCAGGCUCUGCAGUCUGUGGAAGUGGCGUUCACGAGCUGGCGCGAGAUCAUGAGGGACCUGGAGACUGGGAGAAAGUUUUACAAUGAUUUGUCCUCCAUCACUACCAGGUUCAGAGAUGAGUGCCGGAACUUCAUCUACGCACGGAGGACUGAGGCCCAGAAGCUUGAAGAGGACGUCAGCACUUCGAUGGCCGGUCUGCAACUCCAGCAAAACACACAGCAGAAUCUACUCCAGCAGAAGCAGUAUCAGCAACAGCAGCAGCAACAGCAGCAGCCACAGCAGCCAGCUCCACAGGCGAGGAUGGCGCAGGCACCUUUGGCAGCUCCUACGCCUACGAGGCCGAACGUCCCGGCGAAUGUACCGCCGGUGGUCAGCACGCAGGAUCAGCAAAAGCCGCCUACGUGGCAAGAGGGUAUGCCUAUCCGCUUCGGUGGAAAAUAG